Messenger RNA from Aspergillus fijiensis CBS 313.89, 1730 nucleotides. Its product is annotated as isocitrate dehydrogenase (NAD(+)) IDH2. Bases 364 to 1521 code for a protein of 385 amino acids. Gene Ontology annotation, biological process: tricarboxylic acid cycle; isocitrate metabolic process. Lineage: Eukaryota; Fungi; Ascomycota; Eurotiomycetes; Eurotiales; Aspergillaceae. The transcript is spliced from 5 exons. The record is from RefSeq and is a predicted model, not a curated record. Gene Ontology annotation, cellular component: mitochondrion. Gene Ontology annotation, molecular function: NAD binding; magnesium ion binding; isocitrate dehydrogenase (NAD+) activity.
CAGCCAAACAGCCAAACAGCCAAACAGCCAAACAGCCAAACGGCCAAACGGCCACACACGGCAUGCCUGGAUGGCUGCUGGUCUGGUCGGACCGGGAGCGGCGCUGCCGAGACUGGGCAGGGAAGGAAGUUCACACUCAUUCAGGUUCAAACUGCUUUCACACAGCAAAGCCAGUCCGCCCGCACCGACCGCCCGUGCCCGCCGCCUUUCCCUUCCCAUCCUUCCCAUCUCCUCUCCUCCUCUCCUCCUCUCCUCCUCUCCUCCUCUCCUCUUUCUCUCCUCACCUCUCCCCUCUUUCUUCACCAAACCUUCCUAUCUUAUCCUCUCACCCGUCCGUCGUUGUAUUCUCGGGGACCUGUCACAAUGAUCGCUGCUAGGAACUUUGUCGCUCCCGCCCGCCAAUGCUUGCGGACCACACGUGUGUCCCCUCGCAUUGCGUCGCCUCUCUCUCAGCUUCGCUCCUACUCCGCCGCUGCUGACGAGCGCGUCGCAAAGUUCAAGGGACAGAAGGGUUCUGAUGGAAAAUACACUGUUACCCUGAUCGAGGGUGAUGGUAUCGGCCCCGAGAUCUCCCAGUCGGUGAAGGAUAUCUUCGCUGCCGCUAAUGCCCCUGUCAAGUGGGAGCCCGUCGAUGUUACUCCCAUCUUGAAGGAUGGCAAGACCGCCAUUCCCGACGAGGCCAUCAAGAGCGUGCAGAAGAACUACGUUGCCCUGAAGGGUCCCCUCGCUACCCCUGUCGGUAAGGGACACGUCUCUCUCAACCUCACCCUCCGUCGUACCUUCAACCUCUUCGCCAACGUGCGUCCCUGCCGCUCCAUUGCCGGCUACAAGACCCCCUACGACAACGUCGACACCGUCCUGAUCCGUGAGAACACUGAGGGUGAAUACUCCGGCAUUGAGCACGUCGUCGUCGACGGUGUUGUCCAGAGCAUCAAGCUCAUCACCCGUGAGGCUUCCGAGCGUGUCCUCCGCUUCGCCUUCCAGUAUGCCCGCUCCAUCAACAAGAAGAAGGUCCGUGUCGUGCACAAGGCCACCAUCAUGAAGAUGUCCGACGGUCUCUUCCUCAAUCUCGCCCGCGAGAUUGCCAAGGAGUUCCCCGACAUUGAGUUCGACGCCGAGCUCCUUGACAACUCCUGCUUGAAGAUCGUUACCGACCCCGCUCCUUACAACGACAAGGUUCUUGUCAUGCCCAACCUGUACGGUGACAUUCUUUCCGACAUGUGCGCCGGUCUCAUCGGUGGUCUCGGUCUGACCCCCUCCGGUAACAUUGGUGACGAGUGCUCGAUCUUCGAGGCUGUCCACGGAUCCGCCCCCGACAUUGCUGGCAAGGGUCUUGCCAACCCCACUGCUCUGCUCCUGAGCAGUAUCAUGAUGCUUCAGCACAUGGGUCUCACCGAGCACGCUGCUCGUAUCCAGAAGGCCACCUUCGAUACCCUUGCCGAGGGUAAGGCCCUCACCGGUGAUCUUGGCGGUAAGGCCAAGACCCACGAGUAUGCCGAGGCCAUCAUGUCGCGUCUGUAAGGGAUUCAGCUACGAUUGUACUAUUCCCUCUUUAUACCUUGUUCUUUUCCUUUAGCCUGUGAAUGACUAGACUAAAUGUGUACUCCAAUUUCUAUAUGUCCCUCAAUGUAUGUAGAUGCUAUAUUAUCUCUUUGUCCUAAAAGGCUGUGAUAUGCUUGGGUGCAUGUAUAAUGACAGUGACACUUCAUGAUAUUUGUGGUUAAUGUUGG